AUGGAAUUUAUUUUCAAGAAAGAGCGACGCACCUUUGGUGCCCGCGUUAACUUCGAAGACAAAGAUGAUGUGGUGUUCAGCGAGAACUCGAAUCCGGAGCUGGUUAAGAACUACAUACUGCAGAACCCCGUGGACCGGGUGACGCAAUACGCUGGACAAACCUCACUGAGUGUGGCCAAUACGGAAAGGGCAACGUACAAGAGUACGGGCAUUACACACAAUGAAGGCGGAUGGCCAAAGGACAUUAAUAUGCACGAUCCAGAGCAGACGGUCCGAUACAAACGGAAAAUCGAGAAGGACGAGAAUUACAUCACACAAGUGAUGAACCUUACCAAGCCCAUGGAGCACUACAUUCAUCAGAACAAUGCCGUCAAUAUCUAUGAGAACUAUUUUGAGAACCUCGACCCAGCUCCUCUGCCCGAACCGUGUAAGUCGCGUACGGUCAAUGUUUACCGAGACCCCAAUCCCAUCAAGGUGCCAGUAAAGCAUCUGUCUUGGUCCCCGGAUGGCGGCAUCAAGAUGGCCGUAAGCCACUGCGACAUGCGUUUUCAGGGCGACAAGACCAACCAGAAAUGCAAUUCUUACAUUUGGGAAGUGGAGAAUCCUAACGAGCCCUUUCUCACAUUGGAACCAAAAGUGCCUUGCGUUUGCCUAGAGUACAAUCAGAAGGAUCCAACUAGUCUCGUCAGUGGCAUGUACAAUGGUCAGGUGGCAGCAUGGGACACACGACAUGGAAAACAUCCAGUCAUGAUCAGCGAACGGGAGGUGUGUCAUCGAGAUCCUGUUAACUCGGUGCUUUGGAACAACUCGAAGAGCGGCACCGAGUUCUUCUCCGGCGGCUCCGAUGGUCAGGUGUUGUGGUGGGACACUCGAAAGCUAACCGAACCCCUUGACCGGCUUCUCAUGGAUCCGGUGAAGAGUGACGAUCAGGAUCUGUCUCGAUCUUAUGGGAUAUCAGUGUUAGAGUAUGAGACCACCAUACCCACCAGAUUCAUGGCGGGCACCGAGAUGGGCAUGCUCUUCUCCUGCAAUCGCAAGGGCAAGACUCCCACGGAAAAAAUUCAGAUACGGAUGAUGUGCCAUCUGGGGCCGGUGUAUGCCAUCACCAGGAAUCCGGCCUUUGUUAAAAACUUCCUAACAGUGGGCGAUUGGUGUGCCCGAAUCUGGUCGGAGGAUUGCAGGGAAAGCUCCAUCAUCUGGACCAAGAGCAGCAGCUCUAUGUUGACCGAUGGCGCUUGGAGCUAUACCAAGGUUUCGCAGUUCUUCAUUACCCGAAUGGAUGGGGUUUUAGAUACAUGGGAUCUUCUGCAGCAACAGAAUGAGCCGGUUCUCACAGUUAAGGUGUGCGAUGAACCAUUAUAUUGUGUCCGAACCAACGAGAACGGCAAGUUCGUGAGCUGUGGCAGCCAGUUAGGAGCCACUUUCCUUAUUGAGGUCUCCGACAACAUGGUGAUGUCAGCCAAGAACGACAAACCACUUCUCACCGCUAUGUUUGAGCGAGAGAAUCGUCGCGAGAAGAUCCUGGAGGCCAAGUCCCGGGAAAGCAAGCUAAAGGUUAAGGCCAACCAUGGUCAGGAUCAGGCGGACACAAUGAUGAUCAACGGAAAGGUCAAUAUGGCUCCAUUCGAAGGAGCCUGCGAACAAGCCGCUUCGGAAUACUUUGCGGCCGUGGAACAGGAACGCCAAAGGCGACUGCCCGGCGGAAAGCGUAGAGGAUGCGGAGGAGGCUGAUGUGUCCGAGGCAGAGAGCUCCAAACUGUAAAUCUCGAAUGGAAAUUUACCAU
Molecule: messenger RNA, 1784 nt
Organism: Drosophila eugracilis
Lineage: Eukaryota; Metazoa; Arthropoda; Insecta; Diptera; Drosophilidae
Gene: Dnai2
Product: dynein intermediate chain 3, ciliary
Exons: 5
Coding region: 1-1731 (576 amino acids)
Biological process (GO): cilium movement; outer dynein arm assembly
Cellular component (GO): outer dynein arm
Molecular function (GO): dynein heavy chain binding; dynein light chain binding
Source: RefSeq, a predicted model, not a curated record